This is a messenger RNA of Suillus fuscotomentosus, 1344 nucleotides long. RefSeq lists its product as uncharacterized. Bases 1 to 864 code for a protein of 287 amino acids. The transcript is spliced from 5 exons. The record is from RefSeq and is a predicted model, not a curated record. NCBI's taxonomy places the organism in Eukaryota, Fungi, Basidiomycota, Agaricomycetes, Boletales, Suillaceae.
AUGCACUCCGUGGCGGAAGCGCUUGUCCUUGCCUCUAUCCGCUGCCCGAGGAUACUCUUUCCUCACAAAUGCCACCCGCACCUAUUCCCGAAGGCAUAUCACAUCCUAGCAUCCCCGUCAAGACGUCUACCUUCACCUCUCAUAUUCCAUAUACCUGGCUUCUGUACCCUGCACCGCAUCACAGACUAUGCCCAACACAUCCCAUCAACAACUAGCUCUACAUCUCUAACGAUCUCACGCAAGGCUCACUCGCGUCGGUCAAGUCGAUCUCCAUUACUACCUUCAAUACCCGCGCAUUCUUCCUCCUCAUCACAACCUAUUCUUCAUACUCCUCCCCUCCCAAUACCUUCGGCGUUCAUAAACCAGCCACCGCAGUCCAUAAUCGAGGCUCUUCAGGUUGCCAUCGACACGCGCUUAACGACCCUUGCUACCAAAACUCGCCCGUCGCUUCCUACCAAAGUUCGCGUGGUAUCUGAUGAUUUGGCGAGCAAUCAGUCUUUAUCUGCGCAAAGAGGGUCUUCUGCUCUGCCCAAGGUUGUCUUGCCUUCUAUGCUCGAUUUCCUUAAUUCCAGUGAACGUGAACAACUAGCAUUUUCGGCUGCAUCGCAGAAUGCCAAGACGAGAGCGUCCAGCACGUUGCUCCGUCUAACAUCAAAUAUUCAUGGCACCAAGUGCUGUUUCAAGACGGGUAACUUGAUGCUGUCCUCGUGUCCAGGAAGGAAGGUGCGCUUCGCAGGUCAGGUCAGAGGGCGUAGCGCCGUUUGUCGAGAUCUCGACACUGAUCUACGGCGCAUAAGCCAAGUCAGGGCCCGCUAUAUUGUCUGUUGUCUCGCUGACGAGGAGCUCGAUUUUCUUGGAAUAUGAUGGUCAAACUACGUGAGCUCUGCGCAUCGGGCAGGAAUGGACAUCCUUCGGUAAGUACUGCGUCUGCUGAGUCAUUCUGCUGCUCACUUUCAUUAUACCACUACCUGAAAGCCUUGCUUCACUAUCGCCCCAGUCAUUAGACGAAUCCCUGAUAAAAACUAUCAACAAUUGCGUGGUGCAAGUAUACUUGUGCACUGUCGUGGGGCUUGGGUAGGGCAGGCCUCGUAGCCUGCUGCUGGGUACUAAAAAUCCGCUUGUGCGGAUGGAUCAAUGUAGACGACCUAUCACCGAACCCAGCAGAAGGCGCCGAUGGCCUGGAGAACUAUGUGAGGAAGGAUAUUUUACAACUCGUCGAGCGCGCGAUCACUGUUUAGUAGCAGCUUGUGUUUGGAGGCUUCCCGCACAUCGUAAUACACAGUUGCAGUCAAUGGGGGGACCCUGCAUAACUUAUUCCCGCUACAGGUCGUUAAAACAACACGC